UGCGCAUGUGCCAUUCAAUCCUAGCCUCCUAGCAACAAUCAACAUCUUGCUCUAGCGGCCCGUAACCAGAAUAUUGGAAGUUGCGAAAACAAAGCUUUGUUCAUGAUUUUUAAUAAUUACUGAGUAAUUUACUAUCAUGGCAUCUUCAAGAAUAUCUGCCCGUCUUCCACCCAACAUCGACCAAACUAAAGCACCGCUUGCAUAUGGUGACAGAGCGCUUCCGAAGCUGAACCGCGAACUUAAAGAUCCAGAACUAAUCACAAGGCAACGAGCCUUGAUGACAUUAUGUGAUUAUCUUCAUGAUCCUGAACAUAUAGUGGAAGCAUUAAGAGUUGGUGUAGUGGCAAGUUUAAAGGCGCUUUUAACAGAUCCAGAUGGCACAGUAAGAAAUAAAACUACAGAAGUUCUCUAUAUUAUCUCAGGUCACAACAGUGGUCGUGAUGCAUUUAUGGAUGAGAGUAUUAUUGUCCCUCUUUCAAGACUGUUCGAUGACGAUCUGUAUAUAGUCAGAAAAAAUGCGCAUAUGGCAAUUGAAAUGCUUUGUGAGUUUUACCCUGGUGCUGAGGGAUUGGUUGAGGCUAGCCUUAUCCCAACGCUUGUUGAUAAACUCAAGAUUGAAGUAGAUGAGAUCAAGGAGUACAUUUUAGACACAUUGCACUUCUGUAUGAGACUGGAGCAGAUUCAAGCUCUCAUAGCAGGUGCAAUGGAAGUUUUCACAGAACUUUUGGAGCACAAGUCACCAGUCAUCAGAGCCAGAGCAGCGAGGGACAUCAUGGACUUAAGCGUUCCUCUGGAUGGUAAAAAAAAAGCCUGCGAGUGUAACAGCUUAGCAUUUCUUGUGAAGCUACUCAGUGAUGAUGACACAGACGUCCGUGCAAAAGCAUCUGGAGCCAUAGCAACAAUAACUAUCACAACUGAGGGGAAACAGAAAGCCCUCAGGGCAGACGCAAUUCCACAGCUUGUGACUCUGGUUAACGAUCCCACCAGCGAGGUCAGACUAAAUGCUAUCAAGGCUAUUACCACUCUGUCAGAAGCCCCACAGGCACGGACAGCAUUAUUAAAACAUGUAGAAAAUAUUGAGAAGAGAGCCCAUGAGGAAAAUGAACCAACCGAGGCUGUCAGGGGAGCUGCCAAAAUUGCUGUCAGGGUGAUCACUUGGAAACCCUAGUCCUACCUUCAACCAAUUCAAUAGAUGUCUGUAUAAGCCACUUAGCUCUGGCAGGAAUAACUUGAGCUAAAUCAAUAACCUCCUUAGUGGAACCAUAUAACUCCCCUAUUCUAUACAUUUUGUAACAGAUCAACUAGAAACUCUCAAACCCUUAAUAUUGUAGCCUCAUAAAUGCUUCGAGAUAAGCCACUCAUUCCACUAUAAUGGAUGGUUUACGGGAUAUGUUCAACCCAUUUAUUACUUUAUACUGUAUAUUCCUUUAAUUCUAAACUCUACAAGGUUGUUUUAAAUACACAUUGCUGAAUUCAUUAGUUUAAUUUGUAAAUAUACAAUGUAUAUUUCAGUGUAAUGUAUAUUGUACAGGAUGCUGGCAUGUUAUAAAUAUUGUAUAUUAUACCACGUACUAUAAAAAUUGUUUCAAUAAUUUAUAGCUUACUGUA
Anneissia japonica is the source of this 1608-nucleotide messenger RNA. Its product is annotated as radial spoke head 14 homolog. Gene Ontology annotation, molecular function: protein binding. NCBI's taxonomy places the organism in Eukaryota, Metazoa, Echinodermata, Crinoidea, Comatulida, Comatulidae. Bases 137 to 1168 code for a protein of 343 amino acids. The record is from RefSeq and is a predicted model, not a curated record. The transcript is spliced from 9 exons.